UCUCGCGAGAACGGCGCUUGUUAUUGCUACAGAUAGCAUAGCUAGAGCGGGCGAGUCAAGUUAUCUUAGAGUUCUGCAGUAGACUGUUGUACUGCGAUGGAUGCUCUCGGAGCCCUAGACGAGGCAGAGAGGCCUCGACAUCACCCUUUCCUAAUAGGCGUCAGCGGAGGAACCGCCAGCGGCAAGUCAACAGUUUGCGCCAAGAUCAUGGAGCUCCUGGGCCAGAACAAGGUGGACCACCGCCAGAGGAAGGUGGCGAUUAUAAGCCAGGACAGCUUCUACAGAGUCCUGACUCUAGAGCAAAAGGCGAAAGCACUGAAGGGCCAAUACAACUUUGAUCACCCAGAGGCAUUUGACACUGAGUUCAUGUACAAAACAUUAAAGGACAUUGUGGAGGGAAAGGUGGUUGAAGUGCCAACGUAUGACUUCGUCACACAUUCCAGGCUGGAAGACAGGAUCACAGUUUACCCAGCAGACGUGGUCCUCUUUGAGGGGAUCCUGGUCUUCUACCCCCAGAAAGUGCGCGAUAUGUUUCACAUGAAGCUUUUUGUGGACACAGAUUCAGACGUCAGACUGUCUCGCAGAGUUCUCCGAGACAUGACCAGAGGGAGAGACCUGGAGCAGAUUCUCACGCAGUAUACAACAUUUGUCAAGCCUGCUUUUGAAGAGUUUUGUUUGCCUACAAAGAAGUAUGCAGAUGUCAUCAUUCCAAGGGGGGUUGACAAUAUGGUGGCCAUCAACCUCAUCGUGCAGCACAUCCAAGACAUACUGAACGGUGAAAUCUGCAAAUGGCGUACGUCCAUUAACAGCCACGCGCGAGGCUUCAAACGGGCCAUUUCUGAGCAGGGUGACCUGCAGAACGGAGCUGGCAAUCCUGCAGGAAAGAGGGUCCUGCUGGAGCCCAGUUGUCGGCCUCACUGAGACUGCGUGGAUGGACCGGUGUGUCCAGACUGUGAAUAUAAGCUUCACGUUGGGAUUGCUACUACUGAUUUUGUGCGGGAUGGGUCAGCACCUGUAAUGCCAGUCUCCCCCUCAGUGUUUUAUUUUUUGUUUAGUUUUUUUUUUUUUUUUUUAAAAGAAAAGUAUCCACAAUCCUACUUUACAAAUAUUCAGUGCUGCAACCUCAUAAUUCACUGUAAUAAUUGUUGCAUAAGCUAAGUAUGCUACUGGAUUAUGCUUUUCACAUGCAACAGUCUUCCAUGAUAGUUUGACUUUUCCCGUGUUAACUGUGGUCAAAUGACCGGUUACUGAGAUUGGGGCAAAUAUCGUUGUAGUUUAAAUGUUUAAUUUCAGUCAUGCUUUUGCACUUUUGACCUUGUAUUUAUAUCUAUCUGCUUUUUUGAUGCUGGAGUAGGCAGUUUUUAUGGAAAAGACAAAAGUACAGCCCUUGUCCUGCAGCUCUCCUUUCUCUGUCCUAAGCCCUGAAACGCUUUGCUGAUAUUGCCAAGUGCUUUCUUACAUUCAUCGUCUGUCUUUCAGACUCUUUGAUAAGUCGGUUUGACUUUUUUGUCCAAUUGCUUUGCAGUGUAGGCAGUGCCAGUGCUGUAAUAGCAACUUUUUCUGCAGGAUUUUCCACAGGCACGUGCACCUGCGUUUGUAGAACAGCCAAUAGGAACGCCUUCUCUCUGAAAUGACCUUUGAUUGGCCAACGUCUAGUUGGGCUAGACGUUGGCCUAGUUUUUCUAAAGCCUGACAACAGAGCCAAGAGGAAGUGCAUAAGUUCUCUCAGACCACUUGAAUUACAACAUGCUGAAAUGUUAUGGGAUUUUUAAAGCCAAAGAAGAAAAAAAAAAAAAAAAAAAACUGCCUACCCCAGCUUUAAUUAAGAUUAUAUUAUAUCCUGGUUUGUUUUAAUUUAUUUAAAUCAAUUUAGGCCAGAUGACGGUGUGGUGUAGUAGUGUUACACCUAGAUUGUUAUGGAGUGCUUCCUUUUAAUUAUUUAAAGUUGAAUACAUGCCUUAAUAUUUCUGGAGUCCAUUUGUCACUGACCAGUCUGUAAAACAAAUAGAAGUCUUGUUUGAGUUUUGACAGUGAAAAUGAAACGUCUAAACCAACACAAUGUGUAUAGAAACAGA
Perca flavescens (yellow perch) is the source of this 2075-nucleotide messenger RNA. It is a transcript of the gene uck1, whose product is annotated as uridine-cytidine kinase 1. Gene Ontology annotation, molecular function: kinase activity; ATP binding. The transcript is spliced from 7 exons. NCBI's taxonomy places the organism in Eukaryota, Metazoa, Chordata, Actinopteri, Perciformes, Percidae. The coding region runs from base 97 to 921 and encodes 274 amino acids. The record is from RefSeq and is a predicted model, not a curated record.